Molecule: messenger RNA, 393 nt
Organism: Vicia faba (fava bean)
Lineage: Eukaryota; Viridiplantae; Streptophyta; Magnoliopsida; Fabales; Fabaceae
Source: the annotation of a GenBank genome assembly
AUGGAGAGCCAAGAAUAUAAAAAAUCCAAAGUUAUCAAAAUAGACUCAAAAGAAUCAUGGGAACAUUAUAUCUCUUAUGCUACCAAUCAAAAUUACCCUGUUGUGGUUCAUUUCUCUGCCUUUUGGUGUGUGCCAUCUAUAAUUAUGAAUCCUUUCUUUCAAAAGCUUGCAUCCAACUAUCAAGAUGUUUUGUUUCUGACAAUGGAUGUGGAUGAGGUUAAGGAAAUUUCCUCUAAGAUGGAAAUUAAAGCUAUACCUACUUUUCUGUUAUUGAGUGGAGGAACACCUGUGGACAAAAUUGUGGGUGCAAAUCCUGAUGAAGUAAAGAGAAGAGUGGAUCAUUUUAUUCAAUCAACUUCAUCCAACAAAUCUAUUGUGGAAACAAUGAAAUGA